Theobroma umbraticum is the source of this 640-nucleotide messenger RNA. The record is from RefSeq and is a predicted model, not a curated record. Lineage: Eukaryota; Viridiplantae; Streptophyta; Magnoliopsida; Malvales; Malvaceae.
CAAGCAAUUCUCGAGUCACAAAGAGUACAGAUAGCGCAGAGAGUUGAGUUGAAAAGAUAGAGAUGGCAAAGUGUUCUAUAAUCCUUGUACUUACGCUUGCAGUUAUUCACCGCAGUACGGCUGCUAGGAAUGUGCCUGGUGCCACUGGUCUUGAUGACCAAAAGAACUUCGUUGCAUUUGGUGGGGUUGGCGGCAUUGCUGGAGCAGGCGUUGGCAUUGGAGGUGGGGACGGUGUCCUUGGCGGCAUUGGGAGUGGAAUUGGUGGAGAUGGUGGACGAUGAACUGGUUUAGGAGGCCUUGGUGGCAUGGGUGGAGCCACUGGAGGUCUUGGAGGACUCGGCAGUGGAAUUGGUGGCCUUGGCGGUGAUGUUGGUGGUCUUGGCACUGGCAUUGGUGGUGGAAGUGGAAGUGGUGAUUGUGGUGAUGGUGGCGCCGGAUCCUUGCUUCAUCCUUGAUUUCUUUUGAGCAUUAUUCUAUGUUUAUCGACUUCAGUCUAUGUCUAGCAAUUGGUGUGAGAGGUUUUUGUCAUAACAUAGUAAUCUGUUUUUAUUUUGCUAUUUUGAGAUUGAUUACUAUGUCAAGCCUUAAAUAAUCGUCCAGAUGUUUCUUCAUUUCUCAAUGGUUAGCAGACUUAAAGGAA